This is a messenger RNA of Anopheles funestus (African malaria mosquito), 2119 nucleotides long. Its product is annotated as leucine-rich repeat-containing protein 47-like. The record is from RefSeq and is a predicted model, not a curated record. Bases 207 to 1892 code for a protein of 561 amino acids. NCBI's taxonomy places the organism in Eukaryota, Metazoa, Arthropoda, Insecta, Diptera, Culicidae. Gene Ontology annotation, molecular function: protein binding; phenylalanine-tRNA ligase activity; RNA binding. The transcript is spliced from 3 exons.
GCGCAUAAUGACGAAUUUUAAUAACUACGGCGGAUUUGGCAUCACUUGACAAUCAGCUGUCAUUUAAGAACUACUGCCAGAUGCAAAUAUCACAUCAAGUACAUUCACGGUUUUUCCUGCAUCGCAUAUUUCUAAAAACGAAUCGGAACAGAUCGAAAGGGGCUCUGGGAUUGUUUCUAAAGUAGUGCCGGAGGAAACUAUUCAACAUGUGGCCCGAGGUGGAUGCAGUGAAAAGUGAAAAUCGCCGCGAGCUUAAGCUACACGGUGCACAAGUAUCCGAGAGGAUUGUGAAAAACGGCGGUAAUUUGGAUAACGCUAUCUACCAGCUGUCCAUGUUAAAUCUGUUGGAAGUGAGUGAUACUGCGCUAGACAAGAUUUCACAACGCAUCGACGCGUUGAAUCAUCUGCAAUCGUUGUUACUGUAUCGGAACAAACUUGCACAACUUCCGGCAACGAUCGGACUGCUCGGUGAGCUGAAGGUGUUGGACCUGUCUGGCAACAGGUUAACGGAAUUGCCGUCCGAGUUCUCAAAUUUGCACUCGCUGACAACGCUGAAUUUGUCGUUCAAUCAACUGAAAACUGUUGAUCUUAGUGCGUUCGAAAAGCUCAGUGUUUGCAAUCUGUCUGGCAAUGAGUUGAGUGAAGUUCCACACUUUCAUAUCGGCCAAACGUACCAUCUGACGGAGAUUAAUAUAGAGAAAAAUAACAUUGUGGUUCUACCGGAAGAACUAACGCAGCAGCACAUUCUGCGCGUGUUAAACGUGGCAGAAAAUAAAAUCGAACAGGUCCCAAAAUAUAUAAGCAAGUGCGUAAAGCUGAAGGAAAUCAACCUUAAAGGUAACCCGUUGAAAGAUAAGCGCCUGUUGAAGCUAGUAGAUCAGUGUCGUACCAAACAGGUACUCGAUUAUGUCGAGAAAAAUGGUUAUGAACCAUCGAAAACGACGGCCAAGGAUGUUUCUUCCUGCGCUAAGAACACAGAACCGACAGCUGAAAAUCAUUCGAAUGGGUCACACGAAUCACAAUCCGUCCAGGAUGAAGAUAAUCAGCUGAAGAUAAUUGUUCAAAAAGCGACAGCAAAUACACCGAAAGUAACAUUCACGCCAGAAGCCCGUGCCAACCGUCCCUACAUUGUGCUCUGCAUCGUCCGGAGUUUCCCCGUAACGAAUAUGAGAAAGUUUCUCCAACUACAGAACGCACUACACGACAACGAAUGUGGCCGGCGUGAGGUGGCAACGAUUGCAACACACGAUCUGGCAAAGGUGAAGGGAACCAUAAGAUACCAUGCGGCCCCACCGGCUGAAAUUCACAUCACGGCUCUGGGCAAUGCUGCACAGGGCAAAGUGACGGCAGAAAAGUACUAUGCUGAUCUGUGCCACCAGGCGGAUCAGCUGCGGAAGGAAAAGAAGCGAAACACCUUCUCGGGAGUACACAAGUACAUUACACUGCUGACGGACAAGGAAUUGUUUGCGUUUCUGAGCGACGAGGAAAAAGUCAUUAGUUUGCCACCGCUGACGAACUGUGAUGAGACCAAAAUCUCUCCCACCUCCACGGACAUGUUGCUGGAAGUGACGAGUACCGUCGGACAUGGCCAUUGCGUUCGAAUUAUGAACGCACUGCUGGAGGGUAUGCUACUGAUGGAUGUUGAAGUUGUUGAUGGUACAAGGACAGCAUCAUCGACCGCUGGCCGUGCUUCGAUCCCCGGAGAGAAGAAGAAAAAGUCGAAAGCCACCAAAGAAACAGAAUCCGUCAAAGUACGUUAUAAUCGCUCUGCUACACUAACGGUGGAACAGGUCCAACUUUACGAUAGCGAUGGCAAGCUUCAUUCGGUGUUUCCCGGCAAGGGUGAUCUGAGUGGGAUAGAAACGGCGGGAAUUUCCACCAAAAUGGUUUAAUGAUUACAAUAAUCGUCUACUCGACUAUUCUUUAUAUGUGAAGUUAAUCCUGCGUGGAUCGUGGUGUAUGUCGUGAAGCUAUACGAAAAAGAUAAAUGUUCCUUUUUUAAGAUAUUUUGUCGUACAAAUCGUAACAAUUGUUUUUGAAUCUUUUGGCAAGCAAGAUGUAUAAGAAUCUAAGAGAAAUAUAUCAUUGAAUGAAUAUGAAUAAAACAUUGAACCCAUUA